AUGAAUAAUGAUAAACAAUCGAAAGGAUUAAACGUGUCUAGUGAUGUUGUCGUAGGGAGCAUAAUUCUUACUAGUUUAUUAUUUGGCACAAAAAAUGGAUAUUCCCGAUUUCUAAAACAAUAUCGAGACGCAAGAGAUAUUCCUUCGAGAGCAUUCAAGCGCAGAUGGUUAUAUGGAAAAGUAACAGCAGUUGGUGACGGUGAUAAUUUCCGUUUUUACCAUACUCCAGGAGGAAUACUCGGAGGUUGGGGGACUUUCAGACGUAUUCCUCAAUUAGAUAAGAAUACAAUCGGGUUCACUUCGAAGUCAACCUAUAAUUCUCGGAAUCCUACAUCAAGCUCUUUUCUAAAUCGUUUAUUCAUUUAUAGGAAAAAAAAGGUGAAAGAUAUUUCCAAGUAUUAUAUGAGCUUAGAGGUACCUUAUAAAGGUAAAAGAAACGUUCCAACAAUUUCAGUACGACUAUCUGGAAUUGACGCUCCAGAGAGAGCACAUUUUGGAGGAGAAACACAGCCUUUUGGAGAUGAAGCAUUGAAUUGGUUAAGGUACGUUAUAUUAGGAAAGAGGAUAUGGAUUAAACCGCUCUCUAUCGAUCAAUAUAAUAGAUGUGUUGCAAGGGCAGUAUAUUGGAAUUGGUAUAGUGGAUGGACAGAUGUUAGUCUCCAAAUGUUGAAAGAAGGGUUAGCGACGGUAUAUGAGGCUAAGACAGGUGCGCAAUUUGAUGGACGAGAGAGUGUUUACAGAUUAAAUGAGUUUAUCUCGAAAUCCAAGUCAAGAGGUCUGUGGGCUCAGAAGAAAGUCGAAACCCCAGGUCAAUAUAAGAAACGGCAAAAGUCAUGA
Molecule: messenger RNA, 837 nt
Organism: Maudiozyma barnettii
Lineage: Eukaryota; Fungi; Ascomycota; Saccharomycetes; Saccharomycetales; Saccharomycetaceae
Gene: LCL3
Product: Lcl3p
Exons: 1
Coding region: 1-837 (278 amino acids)
Cellular component (GO): cytoplasm; mitochondrion
Source: RefSeq, a predicted model, not a curated record